AGAGACUGCAAUAUGGCGAGAAUGUCUGGCAGCGGAGAUAGCUAUGCAGACACAGAGAGGACAGAAAAUGACCAAAAUAGUUACCUGGUGAGAAGCGAUGAUGAGGAUGAUGAUAUCCAGGAAAUCCAGAUAACGGGGGACGAGGAGGAUGAAGACGAAUUAGAGGAUAUCGGACUGGAAUGGGAGGCAGAGAGUGAGGACCAUGAGAACGGUUGCAUUAUGGAAACGGAAGCGGUCCUUAUGCGGAGUACAGACCAGGGGAGUGAGUUGUACUCGGAGGCGGACGCAUUUCACAUCUCUGGACUGGACUCGUACCUGGAAUCGGAUCUGCAGCGCUCAGACCGAUCCAGGCUCAGCGAAAACACUCGUUUAGCCACCAGGUAUGCGGUAAGGAUCUUCCGGGAAUACCUUAGUGAGAAAUCACAAAGUCCCGACUUUGAGAAUAUGGACAAGGAAGCGCUGUGCAAGGUGCUGAGGUCUUUCUAUGCAGAGGCACGCUCAAAAAGUGGGCAGCUGUACAGCAAGUCGUCUCUGAUCAGCAUUAGGAGUUCAUUGAACAGGUACCUGAACGAGCCGCCUUACUGUCGCACUUUGGAUCUGACUAAAGACAUCGAGCUCAGGAGUGCUAACCUGACACUGGCAGCGGUGAUCCGAAAGCUGGAAGAGCAAGGCGCAGGUCCUGUCGUGCAGAAGCAAGCAAUCACCCGGGCUGAUUUGAGAAAACUGUACACCUCCAAUGUGUUUAACACAAACACGCCUUUCGGCUUGCUCAAUAAAGUGUGGUUUGAAACAUGCAUGUAUUUCUGCACCAGAGGCAGAGAGAAUCAGAGAGAGUUAGAUGAGGACUCUUUCGGCUUGGCAGUAGAUGAGGAUGGGAGAAAGUUUGUGUACUUUAAAGCACUCGGGCCCUACCAUAAAUCCAGGUCAGCGUCUUGGAGUAAAAAGAGGACAGACUCUGAUGAGGAUAACUUACCUCGCAUGUACGAAACUGGAACGGAGUUCUGCCCUUAUGCCAGUUUUGUGAAAUACAUUUCCAAGCGGAACCCGCUUUGCAAGGCUUUCUUUCAGAGGCCGAGGGAUCAUUGCAGUGAGAGCGACGUGACUUGGUAUGAAAACAAAGCGAUUGGCAAAAAUCUGCUGGGUACCAGGAUGCAAAUGUUAUCCAGAUCUGCCAAGCUGUCAAAGACUUAUACUAACCACUGCAUCGGCGCUGUGUCUAUCGCAACUCUAAACAGCAUAGCUGGCAUUGGGACAAAGUUAUUGACUAGUCAAAUUGCUCCGGAGACGGUCAGUGGGACCCAAUAUCAUUUCCAGCUAGUGGCCCCUUUUGUGCAGCAGGUUGAGGAUGGGAACAUGUUAAUUAAACCAUCGGCAGCUACCAAGCGAACACUGUAUGAGCCUGGCUACCCCGCUGAAGUGACUGGUGGGUCCUCUCCGAAAAGGAUGUGUGUGCGCCGUUCUGAGCAGCACGUGGACACGCCUGUUGUGAUUUCAGCAAAAGCUGACCCACAAGUUGCUCCUGCUGCCGCUGUUGCUGUUGCCGCCGAGUCCAAUGGACACGCUGGGACCCCUUCUCCUGCCAUUGUACUACCUGUGCAGGAUAACCGAGCCAAUAUGUCCAGACCCAUGAUAACCAGGUCUCCUGCAUCUCCUUUGAGCAACCAGGGUAUCCCGACAUCUGCACAGCUCACCAAGUCCAAUGCACCAGUUCAUAUUGACGUGGGCGGCCACAUGUACACCAGCAGCCUGGCAACACUCACAAAGUACCCAGAGUCCAGAAUUGGCCGUCUCUUCGAUGGCACAGAGCCUAUUGUCCUGGACAGUCUCAAACAACACUACUUCAUCGACAGAGAUGGGCACAUGUUCAGAUACAUUUUAAAUUUCCUUAGGACCUCCAAACUUCUUAUUCCUGAUGACUUUAAAGACUACAGCCUCCUGUAUGAAGAGGCGCGGUACUUCCAGCUGCAGCCCAUGCUGGUAGAGCUGGAGCGCUGGAAGCAGGAUCGGGAGCUGGGGCGUUUCUCCCGCCCCUGCGAGUGCUUGGUGGUGCGGGUGGCACCAGACCUUGGCGAGAGAAUCACUCUGAGCGGAGACAAGUCCCUCAUUGAGGAGGUCUUCCCAGAGAUUGGUGACGUCAUGUGCAACUCUGUCAACGCUGGCUGGAACCACGACUCUACGCAUGUCAUACGAUUCCCGCUCAAUGGCUACUGCCACCUCAACUCUGUGCAGGUUCUCGAGAGGCUGCAGCAGAGAGGGUUCGAGAUUGUGGGUUCCUGUGGUGGGGGAGUGGAUUCCUCGCAGUUUAGCGAAUACGUUCUACGGAGGGAAAUCAGGAGGGCACAGCGUGGCCCCUCUGUCAUCCGGAUAAAGCAGGAGCCUCUGGACUAAACAGAAAAAACUGAUGUGCUCCGCUUCAAAGAGCAUGAGACAUUUCACAGGCAGCCAGUACGGAACAUAAAGCGGGCUCCUUUUAUUUUAUUUUUAAUUUGCAGACUGAUUGAAAUAAGAGAACUAAUAGGAGAAAUGGCAUUUUUGGAACAACUCGUGAAAUUAUGAAUUUUUUUAAGUUUUGGGAUUAAGAGCUGACAAAGGCAUGCCCUGAAUUAUAAAUACUCCAGUAUUUUAAAAAAAAUAAAUAAAUAAAAUUGAAAAAAGUUUGUUUUAAAACUUUGAGACAAAUACAAUUCUAAUUGGGCAUCUUGCAGAAAUCACACUGCAAGCAAUGAAGCACAAUCAGAACAUACUGUUGGUAUGUGUACAGUCCAAAUAAAUACACUUUGCAUUUUUGACUACAUUACUUUGUCUUGUGUGACCGCUAAAACACAUUGCCAGCAAAACUAAACUUGCUCUGGAAACCUUAUCUGGGAAAACUAGGAUCUUAAGUUUUAGUAGAGCCUACCUUUUUUUUUCUAGGGGAGCAAAGCAGUUUUAUAUUAUACUUUUAUUGGGUAAAAAAUAGAUUUUCUUGAAACCAUGGGUUUUAGAACAUUAAUAAAAUUGAUUAGGCUUGUAAUACUGAAAGGGGAACUGAAUAUAUGCCAGACUAGGAAAGCUAUGUAGAGAUAUAUAAAAUAAAUGAAUAACAUACAUCUGUACGGAGUAUAUGUAAUGCAAGAUUAUUCUACUUAGUGCUGAAAGGAUAUUUCUUGCAUAAAAUGUGUAACUUCCUUAAAAUGGUUGUAGAUAAAAGUAAUUGCAAUACCUUACCUGUCGUACACUUCCAUUCGAUUUCGAUUCGAGUUCUAGUAAAUCUGAUACUACAAUUCAACACGUCUUUGUUUGCAAGCCUUUCUUUAAGGUAGUUUUGUCAGAUCCUUGGAUAUUUCACCUGGCGAGUGAAAUUUAACCCUAUUGACUGACGUGCUUUGCAGCCAAUAAAAUGCUUUAAUGUCGAAGACACUGCUAAGGUGAAAUGGCCUAGGAAGUGAACAGACUUCUUGAAGUAUGGCAAACAACUCUCUUUAACCUUGUAAGAAAUGUUUUAAAAUGAAGAUUCGUGUUUGCUAUAAAAUAGGUUUCCUUUAAGACUGGACAUUUGACACUUAGUUGGCAAAUAGAAGUGCAUGGCAGGUUGUUGCAGUGCAAGAAAGUUACUUGUGCUCUGGAGGUCUUACACAGUCCUCUUGGGUCUUAAAAUUAUCACUCCUAUUCUGUUUAGUGGGAUAAUUAUCAGUACACAAUAAAGAUUCAUUAGAUAACCUCUGUUUAUUGUGUUAGUUGCAACCACUUUAAUCCUCAGUGAAAUAAGAUGAAGUAUUCUGGAAGAAGCUAAAGAUAAUAUUGCAGUAGAAAUAUAAAUGCAUAUUUGUGGCCAGUUUAAAA
This is a messenger RNA of Polyodon spathula (Mississippi paddlefish), 3822 nucleotides long. RefSeq names its product BTB/POZ domain-containing protein KCTD1. The transcript is spliced from 5 exons. NCBI's taxonomy places the organism in Eukaryota, Metazoa, Chordata, Actinopteri, Acipenseriformes, Polyodontidae. Gene Ontology annotation, biological process: negative regulation of DNA-templated transcription; protein homooligomerization. The record is from RefSeq and is a predicted model, not a curated record. Gene Ontology annotation, cellular component: nucleus. Gene Ontology annotation, molecular function: transcription corepressor activity; transcription factor binding. The coding region runs from base 13 to 2388 and encodes 791 amino acids.